ACCAUCAGAAUACCUAAGACAAUGCAGGGCAGAGAUUAGCCGAACAUUGCACCAGAGAUUCAACAGGCAGUCGGCAGUGCACCACCAGAACCCAGAACGCAGUGUAAAGUGGCAGAGUGGACUGAAGAGGGAAGGAAGCCCAUUGCCCACUGCCCAUUGCCCAAAUCCCAGUGGCAAAUAUGCAAUACUCGAGGAUUGCUUUGGUGGCCGUUCUACUGCUCAUCUCCUGCAGCUACGCCAAAUGCUCGAAUGAGACACAGAAACAGGAGGCGGCAGAGGCGCUCACAGGACAUCGGUUUACGAGCAGCAGGAACGGCAACAUCACCAUUCUGCAUGAAGUGCAGGAAACGGACUCCGCCGAGUCACCACUAGUUUUAAACACCCACGAAGUGCUGCCGCUUAAGCCGCUCAAGAAGAAACCCUACUUGCCGCUGGAGAAGAUCCUGCCAAGCAUUGACUAUGUCAAGCCACCGCAUCCACUCAAGGACUACGAACUGCACCCGGUCACAUUCGACUUCAACUUGGGCGAUCUGGAGGAUCUGGAGCACGAGGUGAUCAAGAAGGGGGACCUCAGCAGUCAGGAGCAGCAUGUCCUGGCCUCGGACACCAGCUAUAGUCCCUCGAAUCCCGAUGAGAACGACACUGUGGAUGUGGACAUAGCCGAGUUCUCCACGGAGCCCACCACGGCCACUUCGCCGGGAACAACGACGAUGACUCCUCCGGCUUCAGCAUCCACCACCACCACUUCCAGCACUCACAUCCUGAAAAUCCUGCGCAGCAAACCCCAAAUGGCGCCCAAACUGGGCCGCGAUUUGCUCAAGCAGAGCGGUGAUGAUGACCUGCAGCUGAAGACCUUGGGCAGUACCAUCAAUAGCAUUAAUCGCUACUUGGGCGCCAAUGCGAAUGGAACGGGAAACGGCAGCAUGGCCGAGAGUCUUUAUGGCCAGGCCAACUACUUCCAGCUGGUGGCCAAUCUCUACGACCAUUUCUACUGGCAGAUAUCCGAGAUUCGGACGAGUGUUCGCACGGGCUGCGGCCUCGAGAUGCAGGCCUAUCUGACGGCCCUGCAUUCCAGCUACGAGUGGGCCCAAAAGGCCUACGACUCGUCGGGACGCUAUCGCGGCCAGCUGCUCUUUGGCAACGACAAAUGGCUGGGUCAGCUAUCCUUUUGCUAUGAGCUCAAUCGCCAGAGUUCCAGCGAGGAGCGCAAGCACUUCGAUCUGGAGUUCUAUGUGGCAGACGUGGCCCUCCACUUGCCCCGCCUGAACCGAUCGAUGCUGUUGAGUCUGGGCGAGUGCCUGCCCAAAUCCUGUUCCGCCCACGAUGUCCAGUCCAUUUUGUCCCUGGAUCCCUAUGCGCGAAUGCUGACUGUCCUGGGGGCACACAAUACCUCGGUGCAGCAACCUCCGCUCCAGGUUCUGCACGUCCGCACUGUGCCUGGACCGUAUAGUCACUGGCGGCAGCUCAAGUUCCAGGUGUUCAUUAGCUUUAUGCUCACCUUGUUUCUGGUGAUCCUGGUGGCAUCCUAUUACCAGCUCAAGAUCGAUGAGCGUCGUUUGAUGGUGGCCCCCAUUGCGGCCAUCAGUGGCAAAUGCGAUGGAACUUCGGCCAAGAAUGGUGGCUUCUAUGGCAAACCCUUCGAGCUUUUUCAGAUGCGUCCUUUGGGCAGCACACUUGCCGCAGCCGACGGUCCCGAAAUGGAUGUCAAUGGAAAUAGACAACGAUCGGGGGAUUCAGCCGACAUGGCUGACUGUGUUCCAGGUGUGGUUUGUGACCCCAACACCUCCACAUCGAUGGGGUCGAUGGCGGGCAAAUCGGAAUUGAACGAUUACCAAGUCGAAACUGGGAGCUGUGGUGGAGCCACUGGAACUUAUGAGGCGGAGCAACCCAUCGCCUUUCACCAACAAAUUCUGUUGUGCUUUGCCUUGCAAACGAAUGCCAAAGCCAUUCUAAAUAUCGACAAGACCAAGGAGACGCACACCUCCUGUCUGCAUGGUUUGAGGGUCUUCUCCGUACUUUGGACAAUGAUGGUGCACACCUAUCUGCAGAUGUUUGCCAUUGGCGAGAAUAAAUUCGAAAGGGUCAUCACAGAGCGUUCCGUGUGGUAUCAGGUGAUCGGCAAUGCCACCUUCUCGGUGGACUCGUUCUUCUUCAUCAGCGGCCUGCUAGUCACUCUGCUCUACUUCAAGCAGGAUCGCAAACAUCCUGCGGACACCUGCCUCUUCAUAAAACGCAGCUUUUCGGAAACGUUUAUGAUGCUGCUCUACCGCUAUCUGCGACUGACUCCAGUUUACCUCUUCGUGGUCAUUUUCAAUGACUUUGCCGUGAGACAAGGCCUGGACUCUUCGGUCUUCCAACCGGCCAAAAUCGAACACAACACUUGCCGCGUCUACUGGUGGCGCAACAUUUUGUAUAUAAACAACUACUUUCCGCAGACGGAGAUGUGCAUGAUGUGGAGCUGGUACAUGGCCAAUGAAAUGCAGUUCUAUGUGAUGGCUGCUCUGCUCCUAGCCCUGGCCAGAAAAUACUUCAAAGCUGUGGCUGUUACGCUGCUCGUCUUUCUGCUCAGCUCGUGGAGCAUUUCGGGUAUCAUCUCCCUGCAGCAUCAGUACGUCCACAAGGUGGCCCUGCCCUUCGAGUCCUUCGACUUCCUCUAUGACAAGCCCUGGCAGCGAGUAGGCUCUUAUAUUGUGGGCAUGUGCGCCGGCUAUGUUUUGUACAAGGUGAAGACUCCACCGCUGGUUUCCAGGCGCUUGAACCUGUCCCUUUGGGCGGGCAGCCUGUUUGUCCUUUUGAUCGUGGUCUUCGGCGUCUGGGAGGGACAGCUGAGCACCGUCAACACCGCCUUCUACGUGGGCGUGGCCCACACCGCCUUCGGAUGCGGAUUGGUGUGGAUCGUGUUGUCCUGCUGCUGGGGACUGGCGCCCACCGUCAAUGCGAUCCUGUCGUAUCGCGUCAUGUGGCCCCUCUCGCGGCUCACAUACUGCGCCUACUUGAUCCACCCCAUCAUCAUGUUCAUCUGCUCCUCGCACAUGAGCGGCACUGUCCAUCUGAGCAAUCCCCUCAUCCUGACCCUGUUCCUGGGCAAUGCCGUCGUGUCCUUCGGCUCGGCCUUUGUCAUAUCCGCCUUUUUCGAGGCGCCCGUAAUCCGAAUACUCAAGAUCUGCUUCAAGAAGUGAUCGUGUAUAUCUGUAAUGGAAUUUCCGUUGAUUAUCUAGCCGAUUUCGUUAAUUGUUGGUUGAGCUUGCCCAUGAACGUUUGAAGUCUAGUUGGUUUCUCGGCUCACUGUUUUGUUUUGUUUUUUUUUGCGUGUCUUCAACAAAAUAAUGCACACAAAGAUGUCAGCUAAUGUUUUUAAAUAUCUCUAGACGUACUUGUGUUAUGUAUUUGUAUAUAUUAAGAGG
This is a messenger RNA of Drosophila rhopaloa, 3404 nucleotides long. RefSeq lists its product as uncharacterized. The transcript is spliced from 10 exons. Lineage: Eukaryota; Metazoa; Arthropoda; Insecta; Diptera; Drosophilidae. Gene Ontology annotation, molecular function: acyltransferase activity, transferring groups other than amino-acyl groups. The record is from RefSeq and is a predicted model, not a curated record. The coding region runs from base 180 to 3179 and encodes 999 amino acids.